AUGAAGAGACUGGACGAACCUAAUGCAUUACCUACCACUCCCCCUUUGAAGACUACAAAGGAAGCCGUACCCCAUCUGCCGAUUGCAGUAUGUAUCGUGGACGUGAUUCAGUCCAUAAUCACCCUCUCAGAACAUAUGAAGUCUGAUCUUGAACAAUUUGCCUUGGGCACAAUGUCAGAAACUCAGCUCAAAGCUACGAUAACACUGCAAGCCAAGAGGCGUGAACGAGACCUUAUCGCAGAACUUUGGAGGACCAAUGAGGAGAAAGGGGAAGACGUAGCCCGGCGUUUAUGGAACCAAUGGGCAUCCGAGCCUUUGGAACCCCAUCUGCAACUGCGGUCUGAAGAUAGAACUCACCAUGCCCGAUGGGUGCUUCGACUUGUUCAAGCUCUAGGAUCCUCUGUGUCGAUAUCCUGCGAUGUACCUACUCCCAAAGAUCGCCUGUCGACUGCGAUACACCCUGUCCCUGCCUCCCAACUUACCUCAACCCCCUCCCAUAAGAACAGUCUCCCUCCGCAAUUCCUCCUCUCUUCCCCCUCUCUGUUCUAUUUGCAGAACCUUCUCCAGGCUAUCGUCAUCAGUGCUGCUUUGCGUACCUUGCCCCGGUUACCCACUCCAUCGUCUACGUCUGCUACUGCCCCAGGAGGGGACUUCAUGGAACGGAUAUGGUCCCUCCUUCGAUCCGAAGUGGACCAACCAGACGACACCCCAGGUGCCACCAAGUUGAUCAAUCUCGAAGACGAGGUAGUGCGAGCGAGGACCCUGGCUGUCGCCCACCACCCAGCGUCUGUCCCUAAUCUCGGAACAGAUCCUUCCUCAGCGACCCCAAGUGCACCCCCAAUGGGCAAGGAGGAAGAAGCGCGAUUACGUGCCGCCGUCCAGCGUACGCUGCAAACGCAAGAUCCUGUGUUCGUGCUCCUGCAGACGCGGCUUCUUGUCAGCAUGGCGAAAUAUUCAGUUGAUCUUGUGGCGCAGUCACCAGCUGAUCAGCCGGCUGGAGGUGUGCCCUCGGGAGGAUCUUCGUCUGUUAGUCAUGGUGCGCCUUACGCGCCGAGUAGCAUGCACACAGGAAGAGAUGGAGGGCGGCCUGACAAGAGACUCAGAUUAUCUUCCCCUAGCGAACUCCCUCAAAAUGCGGAACCGCCGAAGCAUGUUGCCUUGAUCAAAGGGUUUGAAGAUCCUGUCUUGGUUCGGGCUAUAGAGGAAGCCUUUUCCAAGUUCGCCCGUUGUAUCAAAUGGGUAGCAGAGACGUGGCAGGAUGUAAUUUAG
This is a messenger RNA of Pleurotus ostreatus (oyster mushroom), 1269 nucleotides long. RefSeq lists its product as uncharacterized. The transcript has a single exon. NCBI's taxonomy places the organism in Eukaryota, Fungi, Basidiomycota, Agaricomycetes, Agaricales, Pleurotaceae. The record is from RefSeq and is a predicted model, not a curated record. The coding region runs from base 1 to 1269 and encodes 422 amino acids.